UUCCAGUUCCGGGCCCGCUGGGACUCGGAGCUGCACCGGGAGGGAGUCUCUCACUACAGGCUCUUCCCCAAGGCUCUGGGUCAGCUCCUCUCCAAGUACCUGGUGCGGGAACUGCACCUGUCCCUCACCCAGGGCUUCUGGCGAACGCGGACCUGGGGACAACCCUACUUGCAAGCUCCAGCCGGGGCUGAGCUCUGGGUCUGGUUCCAGGACACUGUGACCGAUGUUGAUAAAGCCUGGAAAGAACUUAGUAAUAUCCUCUCUGGGAUAUUCUGUGCCUCUCUGAACUUCAUUGAUUCCACCAACACCGUCACUCCAACAGCAUCAUUCAAACCUCUGGGUUUGGCUAAUGUUACAGAUCACCAUCUCCUGAGAUAUGCUGUCUUGCCCCGGGAGGUUGUCUGCACUGAGAACCUCACACCUUGGAAAAAGCUGCUGCCAUGUGGUUCAAAGGCUGGUCUUGCGGUGUUGCUGAAGGCAGAACGUUUGUUCCACACAAGUUACCACUCCCAGGCAGUGCAUAUUCGCCCCAUCUGCAGGGAUGCUUUGUGUCUCAGUGUCUCCUGGGAGCUCAGACAGACGCUUACCGUGGUCUUUGAUCUCUUUUUGUGUAUUUCUCCUCCAGACUGGUCCCUUUUUAAGAUGUUCUCGCGCACCAUCACUGAUGCUUGUCCUCUUGCAUCUGAGAGCAAAAUCUAUGUUGAUAUUUCUAGUAAGACCCAGGCGAAUGAACUGCUGGAGGUAACCCCGUCCCCACUGUCUUUGCAUGAAGCAUCUGUGCAAGGAGACAGGAGAACCUAUGCAGUCUACGACUUACUGAGCCCACUGCUCUUUAAUGCAUCUCGCAGCCUCAAUGUGCAGCUGAAGUGGAAACGUCCGCAGGACAGCUCGGAUCUGUCAACUCCUGUGCUCUAUGCUCAGCGUUAUGUGAGUGGAUAUGGCCUGCAGACAGGGGAAAUCUGCACCCUGGUUUAUAACACCCACCCAUACCGGGCUUUCCCUGUGAUACUACUGGAGACGGUGCCCUGGUAUCUGAGACUCUAUGUUCACACUUUGGUUAUCACCACCAAGGGAAAGGAAAACAAACCAAGUUAUAUCCACUACCAGCCGGCUCAGGACCGAAGGCGGCCCCAUCUGCUGGAGAUGCUGAUCCAGCUCCCAGCAAACUCUGUCACCAAAAUCACCAUCCAGUUUGAGAGAGCCUUACUGAAGUGGACAGAGUAUACCCCUGACCCCAACCAUGGCUUUUAUGUUAGCCCAUCUGUCCUGAGUGCCCUGGUGCCAAGUGUCAUAGCAAUGAAUGCAGAAGAUGCAGAGCAGAGUCCUCUCUUCACCUCGCUGUGAGUGGACCUUGUCUCUGACCAUGGGGGNUACUUUGUGCGUCUCUACACGGAGCCACUACUGGUGAACUUGCCAACCCCUGACUUCAGCAUGCCAUAUAACGUCAUCUGCCUGACCUGCACUGUGGUGGCCGUGUGUUAUGGCUCCUUCUACAAUCUGCUGACCAGAACCUUUCAUGUGGAAGAGCCAAGCAGGGAUGGCUUAGCAAAGCGACUGGCCAACAUUAUCCGCAGAGUCCGAGGGGUUCCACCCCUUUGAGAGGAGCCAACUCAGCCAGUGCAGUUGGCAUGUAAUGUGGGCUUCAGUGGGAAUGCUGUAGCCAGGGCUUGCAGGGAAAGCAAGGGGACAAAAAACAUUGCUGCUUUACCUCCUCCUGAAGAGAGGAGAGGCGCCCUGCUGCCUCAUGUACCUCUGUCUCCUGGAGUCCUUGAAACUAACAGGUCAGAGAACUUCCACCAGUUAAGAGGCUGCUGGGAAUUGUCACAGGGAAAUGCAGAGCCAAAUAAUCAGGAAAGAAGUGUUAUAGUCCAGUUCUGGGGAGGGGUAACUUAUGUUCUGUAAAAAGAUUCAAGAAAUAAAUCUGAGCUGUUUUUGUAGGCCUGUG
Messenger RNA from Pelodiscus sinensis (Chinese soft-shelled turtle), 1945 nucleotides. The record is from RefSeq and is a predicted model, not a curated record. Lineage: Eukaryota; Metazoa; Chordata; Testudines; Trionychidae.